AAAGAACAUACGAUACACUGUCUAGCCACACAUUAUACACCUUACUCGACAGUAACUGCAACGAAGGCAGUGCCAACUAUAUUGGCCACCGAGCGUAAGCUUGAACGCAGCAGGGAGCCACGGACAUUGUCAGCCGCUGGGAGAAUGAGGGAUGAGCACAGCCAGAGAUGGAUACCGUGCUCCAAGGCCAGAAGACCCAUACGCCGACAAUGACGACUUGGAUCUGGACCAGGACGAGCUUGACCCUAGACCCGUGAUAUCAUCACGCAAAACAAGUGCAAGCCGCAUUAGCCUCGACUUUGGCGGACGGAUACCGCUGCGCAACCUGCGCUUCGGCGGCAGACGAAGGCCGAAGGAUGAAGAUGCGGAGGACCGAGAGGCGCUGGUUGGUGGCGAUGAGAACGCGCGCAGAAGCAGCGCAGGACAGGAUGGGAGGCCGGAAGGUUUCACGAGCGACAGCGGCGUGAGGCGCUUCUCACAGUCACUCUUCGAUCUUGGUGAGUCUGGGAAGGGGCGCAAAGGCAUAUGGCGCUUCCUACCUUUUGCAGGCGGGAAACGUGGUCUCCCUCUGCCAUCAGCGGAAGCGGUGGAGGAGCCCGAAGAGGACCAUGACCCAUCAGCCACCCGCUUGAUCUCCGUGGGUCGAAAACAGGCAGCACGCUUUCCGCCGAAUGCCGUCAGUAACGCGAAGUAUACGCCUUGGUCGUUCUUGCCACGGACGCUAUGGAACGAAUUCAAGUUCUUCUUCAACAUGUACUUCCUGCUCGUCGCACUGUCGCAGAUUGUCCCGGCGUUGAGGAUAGGCUAUUUGAGCACCUACAUUGCGCCGCUAGCUUUCGUGAUGGGCAUCACUCUGGGCAAGGAAGCAUACGACGACAUCUAUCGGCGAAAGAGGGACCGCGAGGCGAACAGUGAAGCCUACAAAGUGCUGCGAUUUGAGGAUGCUACCGCAGCGGCACCGGAACCUCAUGGCAGCAAGAAGAGGAAGAUCAAGAGCAUAUCUGAGCGCAAACGCGGCAAGCGAAGAAGAGUGUCCGAUGUCGACGGUAGGCUGUCGGACGGCGAGCGCGAGGAGCUAGCUACGGAGGAUUUCUCAGCGCCUUCCUCAAGCGUACGAGAAGUCAUUAAGCCGAGCCGUGAUCUCAAGGUAGGCGACGUGCUGGUACUUGGCAAGGAUCAGCGUGUUCCCGCAGACGUCGUCAUACUGAAGAGCUUCUCUACCGAGGCAGCUGCGAUGGAAGAUGAGGAUGCGGGCUCGACUGGCGGCGUUUCGGAUGCCUCGACGCUUGUUGACAUGGGCGAAAAUGCCGCGCAACCCGCCAAGCAGAUAGAGCAGGAAGCUGCUAAAGGCGUAACCCUAGACGAUCAGACGACUACCGAAGACGCAUCAGGCGGCGGCGAAGCGUUUAUACGCACGGACCAGCUGGAUGGCGAAACGGACUGGAAGCUGCGACUUGCAUCGCCGCUUGCUCAGACACUGCCGGCUAGCGAAUAUAUUCGGUUGAAAGUGACUGCUGGCAAGCCCGAUAAAAAGGUCAAUGAGUUUGUUGGGACCGUCGAACUCCUGCCGAAGUCGACUAGGCAGCCUUACGAUCCACCGGUUAGCAAAGAUGUCAGCGGUGAACAACCGCUUGAUGCCGCUACGCGACAAAAUUCAAGCCCGUUGAGUAUAGAUAACACGGCCUGGGCGAACACAGUGCUUGCUUCGUCAACCACUGUGCAUGCUAUGGUAGUCUACACAGGCCCGCAGACACGCGCCGCAUUAUCAACGUCACCUUCGAGAAGUAAGACCGGUCUUCUGGAAUACGAAAUCAACAGCUUAACGAAGAUUCUAUGCUUCUUGACCGCUGCGCUGUCGGCAUUACUCGUACUGCUCGAGCGGGUAGAGGGGCUCGAUGCCAAUCAGCGGAAGUGGUAUGUCGCCUUCAUGCGCUUUCUAAUCCUUUUCAGCACAAUCGUGCCCAUCAGUCUCCGGGUCAAUCUGGAUAUGGGCAAGUCAGUCUAUGCGUGGUUCAUUCACCGUGACGCAGGUAUACCGGGCACGGUAGUGCGGACAAGCACUAUUCCGGAAGAUCUGGGCAGGAUUGAGUAUCUGUUGAGCGACAAGACUGGCACACUGACCAGGAACGAGAUGGAGCUGCGGAAGGUUCAUGUCGGUACCGUGAGCUAUGGCGGUGAUGCUAUGGAGGAGGUGGCAAGCUACGUUAGGCAAGCAUUCGCAUUGUCGGAAGGCGCACCCAAUAAUACUCUCUGGACGCCUUCAGUCGGCUUCGGUGGAUUGGACUCGACAACGCGUACACGAAGAGAGAUCGGUACGAGAGUCAGAGACCUGGUGCUUGCGCUGGCGCUGUGCCACAAUGUCACCCCUACCACCGAAGACGGUGAGAAUGGACAAGCGAUAACCUCAUAUCAAGCCAGCAGCCCUGACGAGAUUGCCAUCGUGCAGUGGACCGAGGCCGUGGGUCUGCGGCUGGCGCAUAGAGACCGCAAAAGCAUCAGCUUGAGAUUGACGCACGACGGCCGCAUUGUCGUGCGAGUGGCGAUACUCAAUGUCUUUCCUUUCACUAGCGACAGUAAGCGCAUGGGCAUCAUUGUGCGCUUCUUUCGCGAUGCCGACGGGAAAAGUACGGAUGGUGAGACUGUCUUCUACCAGAAGGGCGCAGACACAGUCAUGUCAUCGAUCGUUGCGGCGAACGAUUGGCUAGAUGAAGAGACUGGCAAUAUGGCGCGCGAAGGCCUGCGGACGCUAGUUGUCGGUCGCAAGAACUUGAGCCGCGAGCAAUAUACGACGUUCAGCAAAGCCUAUGCUGAAGCAAGUCUGAGCCUCAGUAACCGCGAUGCUGCGUUGGCACAAGUUGUGAAGCAGCAUCUCGAGAGCAAGCUUGACCUUCUAGGCGUGACCGGCGUCGAAGACAAGCUGCAACCUGGCGUCAAACCAUCACUCGAGCUUCUACGAAACGCGGGCAUCAAGAUAUGGAUGCUAACGGGUGACAAAGUCGAGACGGCACGUUGUGUAGCUGUAUCCUCCAAGCUUGUAAGCAGAGGCCAGUAUAUCCACACCAUUGCCGGCCUAAAGAAGAAAGGAGCGGCACUCGAUGCGCUGGGUAUGCUGCAUAGCCAGCAGAACGCUGCCCUGCUUAUCGACGGACAGAGUCUGGCCAUCUAUUUGAAGCACCAUCGCGAAGCUUUCAUACAAGUCGCCGUCCGCCUGCCGGCCGUGAUCGCGUGUCGCUGCAGUCCUACGCAGAAAGCGGAGGUUGCGCUCUUGAUUCGCGCCUUUACCGGCAAGCGCAUCGCCUGCAUUGGCGACGGCGGCAACGACGUGUCCAUGAUCCAAGCCGCUGAUGUCGGAGUCGGCAUCGUGGGCAAAGAGGGCAAGCAGGCCUCGCUCGCAGCAGACUUCAGCAUUACGCAGUUCGCGCAUCUGACGAAGCUGCUGGUAUGGCACGGCCGGAAUAGCUACAGGCGUUCCGCCAAGUUAGCGCAGUUUGUGAUGCACCGCGGUCUGAUCAUCAGCGUCUGCCAGACCGUCUUCAGUAUUGCAAGUCGUUUCGAGCCGAUCGCUCUGUACCGUGACUGGCUGCUGGUGGGCUACGCGACGGUGUACACCAUGGCUCCGGUCUUCUCGCUUGUGCUCGACCGCGAUGUGGACGAAGGCCUGGCCAAUCUGUAUCCCGAGCUAUAUAAGGAGCUUACCACUGGUCGGAGCUUAAGCUACCGCACCUUCUUCGUGUGGGUCGCUAUCAGCAUCUACCAAGGUCUUGUCAUCCAAGGCGGCUCAGAGGUGCUGGUGCCAGACUACUUGGAUGCGUCUUCGCCCAACAUGCCGCCGUCGACAGAUACCGUAGGCUUCAAGCGCAUGGUGGCAGUCUCUUACACGGCCCUGAUCGUCAACGAGAUCUUGAUGGUCGCGAUUGAGAUCACAACGUGGCACCCGAUAAUGAUCUUCAGCAUAGCGGGAACAGCGGCUUUCUACUUUGGCAGUCUGCCCUUCUUGGGCGAGUAUUACGACCUAGGAUACUUGCUGCGUAUGAGCUUUUGGUGGCGAUUCGUGGCGGUUACGGCUGCGAGUCUAAUACCAGUGUAUGCGGGCAAGAUUAUACGAAGGACUGUGAAACCGCCCAGUUACCGCAAGAUACGAGGUGUGUAGGAGUAUUAUAUUGUACAAUAUUGUUACGUCACCUCAAUUCAAGGGUGUUAUCAAGCUACAUCCCAAUCCAGUAA
Baudoinia panamericana UAMH 10762 is the source of this 4224-nucleotide messenger RNA. RefSeq lists its product as uncharacterized. Gene Ontology annotation, biological process: phospholipid translocation; retrograde vesicle-mediated transport, Golgi to endoplasmic reticulum; endocytosis. The record is from RefSeq and is a predicted model, not a curated record. The coding region runs from base 152 to 4150 and encodes 1332 amino acids. Gene Ontology annotation, cellular component: trans-Golgi network; endosome; plasma membrane. The transcript has a single exon. Gene Ontology annotation, molecular function: ATPase-coupled intramembrane lipid carrier activity; ATP binding; magnesium ion binding. NCBI's taxonomy places the organism in Eukaryota, Fungi, Ascomycota, Dothideomycetes, Mycosphaerellales, Teratosphaeriaceae.